ACAGUCGAUUGUCACACUGACAUUCGACAUUAUUGUUUUAUGUUGUAUUAUUUUCUCGUUAUUAUUCGUAUUGUUUCUGUUCAACCAUGCUAAGCAGAGUUCAAGUCUUAUUGAUUUCUCCGCUCAAACAAAGUGUCACAAAAUCUUUGAUAUCACUUAACUUUUCUACAUCUGAAGGAUUAUCAGCAUGUUUUAGAAUAGCUUUGCUCCAAUUACAAGUGGGCUUAGAUAAGGCGCAGAACUUAGCUAAUGCGGUGAAAGAGAUUCACAAGGCAAAGGAAAAAGGGGCAGAGCUUGUUGCAUUACCAGAGUUCUUCAAUGCUCCAUAUGGAACUCAAUACUUCAAAGACUACGCGGAGGAGAUCCCAUGCGGGCCGUCGAGCGCGGCAAUAAAGUGUGCGGCGCUGGAGGCCGGCGUGUGGGUGGUCGCGGGGACCAUGCCCGAGUGCCAGCGCGACAAGCUGUACAACACCUGCACCGUGUGGGACUCGAAAGGGAACCUUGUUUGUGUGCAUAGGAAGUUGCAUUUAUUCGACAUAGACAUCCCCGGGGGUAUAAAGUUCAAGGAAUCUGACGUGCUGACUGCUGGCGAUGGUAUUACCAGCUUCUGCUUCAAAGGCGUAAAGAUCGGUCUCGGCGUAUGCUACGACCUGAGGUUCUUUGAAAUGGCGCAGUUGAUGUCUAAAGAUGGAUGUUCCAUGCUCCUAUACCCAGGGGCCUUUAACCUAACAACGGGCCCGUUGCACUGGGAGCUGCUGGCUCGCGCGCGGGCCAACGACCUGCAGCUGUGGGUGGCGCUGGUGAGCCCCGCGCGCGACGUCAAGGCCAAGUACGUGGCCUGGGGACACUCCUUGGUCGUCAACCCCUGGGGGAAAGUCAUGCAAAAGCUCGACGAGAGACCCGGGACUAUUAUUAUGGAUAUUGAUACGAAAGUCGUGGAACAGGUAAGGACUCAAAUACCGAUAAGAAAACAAAGAAGAACUGAUGUUUACGAUACAAUCUAUACUACAAAGAAAAACUAAAUCCGUAAUACGGGACAUAUCACUCAAUAUGAGAACAUAAGGGAUUUAUAAACGCGAUAAUAUUUACAUAAACUGUAAAAACUAUGAAAACCUCAUUUAAGAGGACCCACGAAUUAAUGUUUUUUAGGAACUUCAUGAGACUCAGCUCAAAUAGCUCGCUUGAUAUAAAAAAAUAUUGUGCAUUUAAUACCCAAACCAGUUCAUAUGAAAUUCAAAUUUUCCGAAUCCGCAACUGUCAAUUUAGGUAUGAAAAGAACAAAAGACUAUACUAAUUAUUAUAUUUAAGAAAGAUAAGUUUUCGUUGUGAAAAUGACUGGUUAUAAAAAUAUAUUUUUAGAUUCUUGAAAUGAACAGAUGUUAUGGAAGUGUAUGCUAUAUACUUAUGUACUAAACAUAUAAAUGAACUUGUCAACGUGUAAUAACGUGAGCCCACCAAAUAUGCAUUACCUAAGUAACGAAAGACUCCAGUAUCCAAUGAUAAAGAACUAUGACAAACUAUAUCCCGUGUCAAAAUGACCAAUUGAUAGAUAAUUAUGUUGCUGGAGUUGUUCGAGGGCUCGGUCUUUAUAUAUUUUUCUUUUAUAAUGGGGUUUAAGAUAAAAUGUAUGCUAACUAAAUAUGAAGGGAAUAAGCAAUAAUACAUGGAAUAUUGCGUUAUGUUAGUUUGUUUUUAUUUUAUAUAAUAUUAUUAUAAAUGUUUUAAUGGGCGACUAAAGCCAUCAAUAGGUGUUGUUAUAAAGUGAGUAUUGUUUAUUGAAUAUGUAAAUAAAUAUUGUCACUAUGA
Molecule: messenger RNA, 1806 nt
Organism: Trichoplusia ni (cabbage looper)
Lineage: Eukaryota; Metazoa; Arthropoda; Insecta; Lepidoptera; Noctuidae
Product: omega-amidase NIT2-like
Exons: 7
Coding region: 87-1022 (311 amino acids)
Biological process (GO): L-glutamine metabolic process; oxaloacetate metabolic process
Cellular component (GO): mitochondrion
Molecular function (GO): omega-amidase activity
Source: RefSeq, a predicted model, not a curated record